AUGUUGUUGAUCAACAACCAUCAUCGUCUCAAAUGGUCAUCCCUGAUGAUUGCUGUUGUAAUCGCCACUGCGUUGCUUGCUGCAUCCAUGUUGGUUAUCACCAGCAACGUUCAAGCUCUUACUCAUCCCACACCACAUGGAAUUCAUGGCUGUCCAACUUAUUAUUGUUUGAUACCAUGCAAGUAUGGAUACAAGACAGAUCGAUAUGGCUGCCAAAAGAGAUGUGAUUGCAAACCUCGCAAAGAUUGCCCUCAAAUUUACUGUCUGAUCGGAUGCAAGUAUGGUUACAAGAAGGACAGAUAUGGUUGUCAAAUUGCUUGUGAUUGUAAUGAAGCUCCCCAAGUUUCUGGAUGA
This is a messenger RNA of Naegleria fowleri, 354 nucleotides long. RefSeq lists its product as uncharacterized. The transcript has 2 exons. Gene Ontology annotation, molecular function: serine-type endopeptidase inhibitor activity. The coding region runs from base 1 to 354 and encodes 117 amino acids. The record is from RefSeq and is a predicted model, not a curated record. Lineage: Eukaryota; Heterolobosea; Eutetramitea; Acrasida; Naegleriidae.